UGUAGACCGGCAUCUUCGAAGACAGAUAGAAAAUUUACAUUAAAAACUUUUUAACAACAAAAAUUAUCAUCAUCUAUGAUUUCUAGUAAUCUCAUUUAAUCAGUCAUCAUGCGUACUGUGUUGAUGGUUGCCGAGAAACCUUCGCUGGCUCAAGCUGUAGCAAAGAUCCUGUCAAAUGGGAACAUGAACAGUAGAAAAGGAAUGAAUGGUGCUUGUUCAGUUCACGAAUACGCUGGGAAAUUUAAUGGAGAAAACGUCAAAUUUAAAAUGACGUCUGUGUGUGGCCAUGUGAUGGGAGUUGACUUCAUUGGCAAAUAUAAUAACUGGGAUAAAGUUGAUCCGGUUGAAUUAUUCACUGCUACAAUACAGAAGAAAGAAGCAACACCCAAUCUGAGGAUGCCAGCUUUCUUGGCGAAAGAGGGUCAGGGUAUGGACUUCCUUGUUCUGUGGCUGGACUGUGACAAAGAAGGAGAAAACAUUUGUUUUGAGGUGAUUGAUUGUGUCAAACCAGUCAUGAACAGAGUACAGGGACAGCAAAUCUACCGGGCUCACUUCAGUGCGAUCACCGAGACGGACAUUAAACGUGCGAUGCAUCAGCUUGGUGAACCCAACAAGAACGAAUCUCUCUCUGUCGAUGCCAGACAGGAGCUCGACCUCAGAAUUGGAUGUGCUUUCACUCGCUUUCAGACCAAGUUUUUUCAGGGCAAGUAUGGAGAUUUGGACAGUACGCUGAUUUCUUAUGGGCCAUGUCAGACUCCAACUCUUGGCUUCUGUGUGGAACGUCAUGAUCGCAUUCAGUCAUUCAAACCGGAACCCUACUGGGUCAUUGAGGUUCAGGUGACGCACCCUGAUGGCAAGGUUCUGAAGCUGGACUGGGAGCGAGUGCGGAUAUUCGACAAGGAAGUCGCUCAGAUGUUUGUUAACAUCAUAAAGGCGGGAGGUGGAGCUCGAGUUCUCUCUGUGGUUAAGAAAGAAAAAUCAAAAGCUCGUCCACUGGCUCUUAACACAGUGGAGUUACUCAGAAUAGCCAGUUCAGGACUUGGGAUGAGUCCACACCACACGAUGCAGUUAGCCGAGCGACUGUACACCCAGGGGUACAUCAGCUACCCCCGCACAGAGACUACCUCCUACCCAGAAAACUUUGAUCUCAAGGGAACUCUCCGACAGCAAAUUUCAAGUCCUGACUGGGGAAACUUUGUGCGAGACCUUCUGGAAAUGGGUAUUCAGAAACCACGAAAGGGAAGUGAUGCAGGAGACCACCCCCCAAUUACACCAAUGAAGGCUGCCUCUGAGUCUGCCCUUGACCACGAUAGCUGGAGACUGUAUGAUUACAUCACCAGACAUUUCAUAGCAACCCUGUCUCCGGACUGUACGUACCUGCAGACAACGGUUUCGUUUGAGAUUGGUGCGGAGAAAUUCUCGUGUACGGGGAAAACGCUGCUGGACCCGGGCUACACGAGCGUCAUGGAGUGGCAAGCGAUCACCAGUGAUGAGGUGAUGCCCAUCUUCAACAAGGAGCAGAUCGUCCCGGUCGACAGUGUGCGGCUGGUUGAGAAGCAGACGUCUCCGCCCGACUACCUGACAGAGUCCGAGCUGAUCACGCUAAUGGAGAAGCACGGCAUCGGCACUGACGCCAGCAUCCCCGUCCACAUCAACAACAUCUCCGAACGCAACUACGUCAACAUCAUCGCCGGGAGAAAACUCAAACCAACACCUCUGGGAAUAGUUCUUGUGCAUGGCUACCAGAAGAUUGAUGCAGAUCUGGUUCUGUCAACGAUGCGCUCCGCCGUGGAACAACAGUUGAACCUGAUUGCCGCCGGGAAGGCUGACUUCUACGCCGUCAAACAACAUGCCCUUGACAUCUUCCACCUCAAGUUCUGUUACUUUGUCGAGAACAUCCCGGGAAUGGACGAGCUGUUUGAAGUGACCUUUUCAUCGUUAGCUGAUAGUGGUCGACCACUGUCAAGAUGUGGAAAAUGUCGCCGGUUUAUGAAGCUGAUCCAGGCAAAGCCGUGUCGACUCCACUGCCCAUCAUGUGAUGAGACGUACUCGCUACCUCAGAACGGAAACAUCAAACUCUACAAGGAGAUUCGCUGCCCACUCGACGAGUUUGAGCUCCUUCUCUGGACAACGGGGGCGAAAGGAAAGAGUUACCCGCUGUGUCCGUACUGUUACAGUCACCCUCCUUUUAAGGACAUGCGUAAGGGUAUGGGCUGUAACGAGUGCACCCACCCGACCUGCCAGCAUGCUGUGGUGCGGAACGGGGUCGCCGAGUGCAUGGAGUGUGAUAACGGCAUUCUCAUCCUCGACCAGACAUCAGCGCCCAAGUGGAGGAUGGCGUGCAAUAAAUGCAGCGUCGUGAUCAAUUUCUUUGAGAAUGCCUCCAAGAUCAACAUAAGGGAUAACUUGUGUAACGACUGUGGUGCUAAUAUCGUGGAGGUGGGAUAUAAGAACAAGUCUCCAUUUCCCGAAGAAUGCGAGGAGCACGUAGGUUGUGUUUUCUGUGAUCCAAUCUUCAAGCCAGUUGUGGAGAAACACCACGCCAUUGCCAUGUACAGUCGACGUGGCCGAGGCGGGUCACGGGGGAGGGGUGGACGUGGGAGGGGCAGAGGAAGGGGGAGGGGUGGCAGAGGUCGAGGAAAACCUAAAGACAAAAUGGCACAGCUGGCAGCAUACUUUGUAUGAACAUGUCUGUUUACUACCGCCUUAUCAUUAGCAAAAUAGUGGUUAACGUAUGCAUGAUUUAAGGAAUGUAGUUUCCAUUAGCCAAACACUAGAAAAGCAUGUAGAGUCCAUUGGUCACUUAAAACUAAACUAGUUUCUUACUUGUUUGUUUGUUUAUGUUUAAGGUACCGGUAUAUAUAUUGAAUAUAUAUAAUAUACUUAGCAGUUUCAAAAAUAUGUUACAAUCAUUAGUCGAUUCAGUGCAGUUUAGCAAUAAGAAAAAAAAAAAUGUUAUUUUAGUUAAGCUUAUUAUCUUCUCUGAAAUAUUGUUAGACUAUUAAUAAUUGCUUACUAAUUGUCAUUUUUGUAAAUAUAGAGUUUGGUGCAUUAUCAACCCUCAGUUAGCAAGAUCUAUUUGCUGUAUAAAAGAUAUUGUCAAUAUAUAUAUUUAUUUACA
Molecule: messenger RNA, 3121 nt
Organism: Gigantopelta aegis
Lineage: Eukaryota; Metazoa; Mollusca; Gastropoda; Neomphalida; Peltospiridae
Product: DNA topoisomerase 3-beta-1-like
Exons: 17
Coding region: 109-2685 (858 amino acids)
Biological process (GO): DNA topological change
Cellular component (GO): nucleus
Molecular function (GO): DNA binding; DNA topoisomerase type I (single strand cut, ATP-independent) activity
Source: RefSeq, a predicted model, not a curated record